UGGCGGCAGAUUUGAAACUUAUCUAGGCGCCCAAAUGAGCCUUGUUUUAACAUUAUUUAUCGAUUCCAAAGGUCGUGCGUCACAAUAAUUCAUGAAAACAUAAAUCCAAUUCACCCAUUAUGAGCUCCGGGAGAGCAAGAGGUAACUUCUGGAGAGGAAGAGGACAGAGGUUUCGAGGAAGAAAGAGUGCUCGAGGAACGAGCCAGACAGGAAGAGCACAAAGGGGUUCAGACCAAGGAAGUUCAAGUCCUCAAGUGGAACAUCAAAGAGCACGGCAAAUACAGACAAGCUUAACGCCGUGUCCCUUCAAGAAAUGGAACUUAUACUUCCCUGACAUUGUUUAUAACCCAGACUCAGCUCUUGCAACCAAAGUUAAAGCCAUUAUGAAGUUUGUGGAAUCACAUGCAGCUCAACUUUCUAAGGAUGAGAUUGAAAGCAAAGCAGCUGUGAUGUUUGACUAUAUGGAUCUAAUAUCAGAUACAGAGCUUGCUGAGAGUUUUCCAUCUUUCGCUGGAGAUUUACGAGAUCAGCCUACAGAAGUUCUUCAUAGCAUUAGCCUGGCAGUUUCUCAGGUUUUGUUGACUGUGGAGACAGCUGAGAGCCCCCAUGGAGCACCAUUGUUUGAUUUGCCAUAUAUACAAGCAAGAAUAACAAACUUUGAGCCUGCCAUUCCACUCAAAAACCUCAAGUCUUGCUAUUGGGGCAAGUUUGUGGCAAUCCAUGGAACAGUAAUAAGAGUUAGCAAUGUUAAACCUCUGGUGAAAAAGAUGGCAUUUUCAUGCAACUUGUGCAGCCAGACACAGGUUGUUCAUCUCACCGACGGGAAGUACUCAAUUCCAACUCAGUGUUCCUCAGUGGAUUGUCGUGGCAAAUCUUUCACUCCUGAGAGAAGCUCACCAAUGACUGAGACAAUUGACUGGCAAACUAUCAAAGUUCAGGAAAUCAUGGAUGAUGACCAACGUGAAUCUGGAAGAAUUCCAAGAACUGUUGAGUGUGAACUGACUGCUGAUCUAGUGGACAGCUGUGUUCCAGGUGAUAUGGUUACCGUUACUGGGAUUGUGAAGGCUACAGGAACAGAAGAAAAUCGCAACAAGAGCAACAAAGACAAGUGCAUGUUCCUACUUUACCUCCAUGUCAAUGCUGUGAAUAAUAACAAGGGAGGAACUGGGGCUACCGAACAAACCAGUGGACUGGCCAUGGAAUUUUCUAUUAAGGAACUGUAUGCCAUUCAAGAAAUUCAGGCUCAGAAGAACUUGUUUCGAUUGAUUGUUGGCUCUUUGUGCCCUUCAAUCUAUGGACACGAGAUGGUGAAAGCAGGUUUGGUGUUAGGCCUGUUUGGUGGAACCCAGAGAUACCUGAAUGAUAAGAAUCGUAUUCCAGUGAGAGGCAAUCCACACAUUUUGGUUGUUGGAGACCCAGGAUUGGGGAAAAGCCAGAUGCUUCAGGCAGUGUCCAAUGUUGCUCCAAGAGGCGUCUAUGUCUGUGGAAAUGCAACGUCAACCUCAGGACUCACGGUUACACUGUCUAAGGAAGGCUCCUCUGGAGAUUAUUCUUUAGAGGCUGGAGCACUUGUGUUAGGAGACCAAGGUUGCUGCUGUAUUGAUGAAUUCGACAAGAUGGGGAGCCAACAUCAGGCUUUGCUUGAAGCAAUGGAACAGCAAAGUAUAAGUAUCGCAAAAGCCGGCGUUGUUUGCAGCCUACCGGCGAGAACAUCAAUCCUUGCGGCCGCCAACCCUGUGGGUGGUCACUACAACAAAGCAAAGACUGUGUCCGAGAAUCUCAAGAUGGGGAGUGCUUUGUUGUCACGCUUCGACCUGGUUUUCAUUUUGUUGGACAAGCCAGACGAGGAAAUGGAUUGUAUGUUGUCCGAACAUGUUAUGGCCUUGCAUGCUGGGAAAAAGAGUGCAUUUGGAGUGGUGACAGCAAGACGGCGUUCAAGAGAGGACAGUAGCAGUGAUGAGGACGAGAUGAGGAGACAAUGGGAAGCUGAUAAACCCCUCUCUGAACGUCUAAAGAUUGGUCGAAAUGAAGAGUUUGAUGCCAUUCCCAGCCAACUACUUCGAAAAUACGUGGGUUACGCCAGGACGUAUGUGCAUCCUAAACUAACUCCUGCAGCAGCAGAAGUCUUACAGAAUUUUUAUUUGGACUUAAGACAACAGCAUCACAGUGCGGAUAGUACUCCUAUCACUACCAGGCAACUUGAGUCACUCAUAAGACUCACUCAGGCACGAGCACGGCUUGAGAUGCGCGAAAAGGCUAGCCAACAAGACGCCAAGGAUGUGGUGGAGAUCAUGAAAUACAGUCUCCUGGACACGUUUAGCGACGACUUUGGAAAUCUGGAUUUUCAACGCUCUCAACAUGGCUCCGGAAUGAGCUCAAGAGCACAGUCAAAACGCUUCGUUGCAGAGCUAAGUCGCAUUUCAGAGAGGGAAUACAACUCGCUUUUCACCGUUGAACAAAUGAGGAGGAUAGCGAAGGAUCUACGACUGCAGAUUCGUAAUUUCGACGACUUUGUUUUCUCCCUGAACAACCAAGGGUUUCUUCUGAAGAAGGGACCGAGAGUCUACCAGCUGCAGACCUCGAACUGCCUGUAAUUGAUAAGUAAGCUACUGGGGAUGUUUGAUGGAGAUUGUGCCCUGGAAAAGGGCAAGACCGUGUGAAAAUACUAGACCUGUAUCAUUGAGGAUGUUCGGACAAAAUAUUUCAACAUUCAAAUAAAAAUUUGGUUCCUUAGGUCCUCAAGUUAAGUUACACUCGUGCAGAAGAACUGAGUUAUUUAGUUAGUUUCUAUGAUACAGCCGUGUUUUUUUCCUACAGUACCACAGUAACAAACAGAUCUAAAAAGUACAAAUACUAAAUGAAA
Molecule: messenger RNA, 2863 nt
Organism: Pocillopora verrucosa
Lineage: Eukaryota; Metazoa; Cnidaria; Anthozoa; Scleractinia; Pocilloporidae
Product: DNA helicase MCM8
Cellular component (GO): nucleus; MCM complex
Molecular function (GO): ATP hydrolysis activity; ATP binding; single-stranded DNA binding
Source: RefSeq, a predicted model, not a curated record